AUGCCCGUCGAAAUCGCUUUGGAUACGCCUCUGGCGAAUGCGCUAAGCGUAGCGAUUCAGCCGAAGCUACUUGAAGUGGGAUGGGGAUCCGGCGCCGAUGACGCAGGGCUUGCCGAAUACAUCAUCCUCAUGUUGGCAAACGGAAAAACUCAAGAUCAAAUAUCUGCAGAGCUCUCUGGCGACCUGCUGGGCCUGCCCGCCGACGACCCCAGCGUACACGACUUCUCCCGAUGGCUCUUUGAGCAGAUUGAUGCUUUGAACCACCAGCUUAACGGUGGCCAGGCCGCCGGCCAAGAUGCCACGCAAAGCUCCUCACAGGAUCCCACGCAAGGGAGGGAAAUGGACACGGAUAUGAAUGCCCACGACACAUCAGGGUUGAACGCGCCGACUGGCCCCAAGUCGAUGCGCAACGGGAACCCUAGAGGCGGACGUGAGAAGCGAAUGCUCGGUCACAUGUCAAAAGCCAUGGACAGAUCGCUUGACAGCACCCUCCAUCGCGUCCGAGGCAGUGGCAACGAGAGAAUCAAUGCAAACGGCCGCAACCCGCCCAGCGGGCCUAGAGGGGGGGGGCAGGGGCGCAUGCAGCGAAACAACCGCGCAGCGACGCUCCAAGCCGGCCUGACUGCUGGCCCUCAAGGAGGCAACUGGAUGAUGAACGGGCAACCGAGCCAGAUGGAACUCAUGGCUAUGCUCGAGCAGCAGAACCAAAUGAUGUACCAACUGUCUCAGCAUCUGAUGAACGGCGUCAACAGCAACUUUCCGAACCAGCAGCGCCGGGGCAAGUCGUUGUUUGAGCGAAUCCAAGACCCCAACAAGAGGAGGGACAACAACAACAACAACAACAACAACAACAACAACAAUCACCACCAAGAAGCCAAUGCCGACGACGGCUCCGAGAUGGAGCACACGGGCGGGGGCGGCGAGGAUGUGGAAAUGUCUGGCGAAACCCGCGAACCCGCGAACCCCGAGGAGACUGUCUGCAAAUACAACCUGCACUGCACCAACAAGGACUGCAAAUUCGCGCACCAGUCGCCGGCGGCUCCCACGGGGGCGACGGUGGACGUGAGCGAUGUCUGCAACUUUGGGGUGGCGUGCAAGAACAGGAAAUGCGUCGGCCGCCAUCCGUCUCCCGCAACCAAGCUUGCCCACCAGAGCGAGCAGGAAUGCAAGUUCUUCCCCAACUGCCAAAACCCGCGAUGCCCAUUCAAGCACCCUUCAAUGCCGCUGUGUCGAAACGGUGCCAGCUGCACGACGUCCAACUGCAAGUUUACGCACGUGACGACCAAAUGCAAGUUUAGCCCUUGCCUAAACCCCAGCUGCGCUUUUGCCCAUGAAGAGGGUCAACAAGGAGGAUUCAAGGAUAAGGUUUGGACCUCGGACUCGACCAAGCAACAUGUGAGCGAGAGGAGAUUUGUGGACGAAAAUGGGCAAGAAGAGCUCAUCAAACCUGACGCAGACGACAUGACGACGCAUCAAGCUGCACAUGAUGCCGGAAUUAUUGAAUGA
This is a messenger RNA of Ustilaginoidea virens, 1506 nucleotides long. RefSeq lists its product as uncharacterized. Gene Ontology annotation, cellular component: cytoplasm; nucleus. Gene Ontology annotation, molecular function: poly(A) binding. Bases 1 to 1506 code for a protein of 501 amino acids. The record is from RefSeq and is a predicted model, not a curated record. The transcript is spliced from 2 exons. NCBI's taxonomy places the organism in Eukaryota, Fungi, Ascomycota, Sordariomycetes, Hypocreales, Clavicipitaceae. Gene Ontology annotation, biological process: regulation of mRNA stability.